GUGUGACUCACCACCAUAGUGCUACACCAUGGGCAUUCCAGGAGUGAAGUUGUCACACCUCAUACAUGCUGUCACCAGGGGCGGACUGACAACUCAUGGGGCCCCUGGGCAAUAGGAUAUCAUGGGGCCCCUGUGUCCUUGCCCAAACUCAAAAAAAAAACUAUGAAAAAGGUACCAGAGGCAUCUCAUGGGGCCCCCUACUGACCCUGAGCCCUCGGCCAGUGCCCGAGUUUCCAAAUGGUCAGUCCGCCCCUGGC
Molecule: messenger RNA, 257 nt
Organism: Staurois parvus
Lineage: Eukaryota; Metazoa; Chordata; Amphibia; Anura; Ranidae
Source: the annotation of a GenBank genome assembly